Mangifera indica (mango) is the source of this 1611-nucleotide messenger RNA. Its product is annotated as F-box/kelch-repeat protein OR23. NCBI's taxonomy places the organism in Eukaryota, Viridiplantae, Streptophyta, Magnoliopsida, Sapindales, Anacardiaceae. The transcript has 2 exons. Gene Ontology annotation, molecular function: protein binding. Bases 174 to 1418 code for a protein of 414 amino acids. The record is from RefSeq and is a predicted model, not a curated record.
GUCGUUACACUCUCUAUAUCCGAAAAAAAGUGCAAGCAAAUCCUUCUGUCACAAGCCGAAUCCAGACACCGCCACCACAACAAACCGCAUUUUCUAUAUAGAGAUUUUGGACUCUACGACAAAAAAUUGUUCUCACUCUUUUCAUUUAGUUGUCUAGUCGAAGGGCUUCGUUGAUGCAGAUAGACAUGCCUCCAUCAUCAUCGCCUUCUUCUACACAGCAGCAAUUGGUGACAGUUGAUGAAUCCGGAACCUUAAUACCUGGCCUUCCAAACGACGUCGCAUCUCUGAUUUUAUCAUUCGUUCCAUAUUCCCACCAAUCACGUCUCAAACCUACCUGCAAAUCAUGGUGUCUAUUUUUCUCAUCCAAAACCCUAAUAAUUCAGCGCCGUAAACUCUCACGCCUCUCCCAUCUCCUCUGUAUAUUCCCUGAAGAUCCUUCUAUUUCCUCUCCUUUCCUCUUCGACGCGUCUAAUCUCGCGUGGCGUCCAAUACCGCCUCUCCCUUGUGACCCCUCCACCUACAGUCUCACCAACUUCACUUCCGUCUCACUUGGGUACCACGUCUACCUUAUCGGUGGGUCCCACUUCGACGCGCGUUCCUUUCCUUUGGACCUACCACUCCCGACUAACUCGGCCGUCAGGUUCAAUUUCAUCACCUUCUCGUGGGAGAGAAUCGCGCCGAUGAUUUCUCCACGGGGGAGCUUCGCUUGCGCGGCGGUACCGGGAUUGAAUCAGAUAAUUGUUGCCGGUGGAGGGUCCAGGCAUAGUUUGUUUGCAGCGGGAGGGAGUAGGAUAAGUUCGGUGGAGAGAUACGAUGUAGCGAGAAAUAAGUGGGUCGAGAUGGAUGGGUUGCCCAGGUUUAGAGCCGGAUGUGUGGGGUUUAUGGAGGAGGAAAGUGGUGAGUUUUGGGUUAUGGGUGGGUACGGGGAGUCGAGGACGGUUUCGGGAGUGUUUCCUGUGGACGAGUACUAUAGAAAUGCUGUGGUGCUGGAACUGAAGAAGGACGAUGAUGGUAGUGAUGGUUGGGGGAAUUGGAGGGAAGUUGGUGAUAUGUGGGGGGAAGGGGAAAGGUCACGGCUAGGAAAGAUUGUGGUCAUGGAGGAUGAAGAUCAUGGAAGGCCUGAAGUUUUCAUGCUUGAUAAUAAUGAUAUCUUAAGGUAUGACAAAUCAUUGAACCGUUGGCAAAAGGAGACAUCGGUGCGAAGGAAAGUUCCUUGCAAGAAAUCAUCUGGUUUUGUUGCAUUGGACGGAGAGUUACAUGUGAUGACUCCUGUACCAAAACAACAUAAAAGAGGAGGAACUCUGUUUAUCCAAGUCUACAAUCCAAGGAAGAAGACAUGGAGGUUAAUUUGUACAAAGCCUCCAUUUCCUCAGCAAUUGGAUUUUAGUACUGCAGUUAUGUGCUCCAUUAAGUUGUAGACGUAAUUGUGGUGUUUGUAGUGCAGGUACUUGUACCUAAAUUGGUUAAGCAGAGUAUGUUAUUGUAGGCAUACGUUGUGUUUAUGUACAGAUUGAUAAGGUAUAGAAUCAGUUUAGCUAUGAAUGUAAAUACAAUAUUAUUGUAUCUUUAUUUUGGUUCCACUGAAAUAAAAAUGGAUAUAUUAUUUUGGUA